Molecule: messenger RNA, 927 nt
Organism: Nicotiana tabacum (common tobacco)
Lineage: Eukaryota; Viridiplantae; Streptophyta; Magnoliopsida; Solanales; Solanaceae
Source: RefSeq, a predicted model, not a curated record
AUGUUUAACGAGGUGCUAGCUGCGAAAGAAUGCUAUGCCGAAGUGAGUCAUGAAACGAAUGACCUUGUCCGCAGUAUCUUCGAUAGCAUGGACUCAACGGACACGGAAGAUGCUACACCGCAUAUCGAGGAUAAUCCAUUGCCCCGAAGCAAGCAUACCCUCUUCAAGCUCGAGAUUGCCGAAGUGCGAGAGCUUAUUGAGAAGAGAGACGCCUUUAAACUUCUCAGUGAACAGCUCGAAGAGGAGGCCAAGAACCUCCGUGCCGAGUUAGAAGUUUCCCGGAAGGAUCAUGCUGACUUGGUCGAGCAGGUCCAGCAAAAACUCGAUCAGAUUGAUCAACUCCGAGCCGAAAUGGAUAUAGUCAAAGCUGAGAGCGAUGAAUGGAGAGGAAAAAUGGAUCGUUUGGCCUCGGAAAAAGAGGCUGCUCGGGCACAAUUAACUUCAGCCAAAAUUCAGGCCCUUAAGGAAGUUCAUGCUCGAGGCUUUAAUUUAUCGGCUGAGAUUGAGGAUGCCAAGGUGCUAGAAACCGAUGCUAAGAAGCUAACCUAUCCCGAAGAGGAAGAUUCCGAGUGCUCAGUCAGGUCAGGGGGUGGAGAAAAGCUUGAAAAUCCCGAUGACGAGGCGGGAUCCGGCCAAGAUCGGGUUUCGAUGCUUCACCACAAGGCUUUUUUGAUGUACCGGGAUGACCUGAAACAACUCGAAGCCGAAGUUCGAGAGUUUAUUGAGAAGAGAGACGCCUUUAAAUUUCUCAGUGAACAGCUCGAAGAGGAGGCCAAGAACCUCCGUGCCGAGCUAGAAAUUGCCCGGAAGGAUCAUGCUGACUUGGUCGAGAAGGUAAAAGUUUUUGAAGUAAGUAUUGAUGAAUUUGAUUCGGUGACUGAUGGUCAAAAUUCGCAGGUCCAGCAAAAACUCGAUCAGAUUGAUUAA